UGCCUAUCUAACGGCAAUUCUUGGUUUAACGGGAAUUCUUGGUUUAACGAUUCUUUUAUUUUUUUUAACCCAAAAAUAAAUAAUUUUUAUUUUUUUUAACGGGUUCUUUUAACGCCGUUAACUUUUUUCUUAUAAAAAUAUAUAAAAAAAAAAAAAUCAUCUCAAUCGUAGCUCUGUAAUUGUUUCUCUUCUUAGGGCUACCAUCGGUACCUUCUAUCUCACCCACGAUCAACUCCAGAACCCAUUAAUACGAUUUUUUUGCAUUGGAAUGGUGUUACCAUCGGUACCUUCUUCACCUCUUUCUAGCGUCGCAUCUCUCGACUCCUCUCUCUCUCACCGAUCUCGGCCGACGGCGACACUUUCAGCUGCACGCCUGCCGCGACGUCGACGUCGACCUGCCAGCUCCUCCGUCCCUUGCUAUUAAUCUCAGCAGCUACCUCACGUGACUGAAAUUUUGUUCGGAAUUUUUCGAACUAAUCUGUUUUGGUACGGCAUUAUUGUGGUGUCUAGGCUCUGUUAUAGCUCACACCGGUUAGCUUUCUCGAUUAUUAAUUAAUCAGUUAAUCAUUAUAUUAUUGCUGAAUCUGAAAUUUUUGAAAUAGUAUUGUUAUGUUCUGAUUAGUGUUACUCAUUAAUUUGAAUCUGUGUUGCUGUUAAUUUGAGGUUGUGGUUUGAAUUUUGAUGAUAAUCUGUCAUGUUAAUUAGUGAGUGAACUUUUUUGAUAAACCAAUUUUCAUUCCUCCAUGUUUUAAAUGGAGUUCUAGCCUUUAGGAAUGGAUUAACCUCUAAUGUGCUUAUUUGUAUUUUUAUUUAUUAUUGUUAAUUGUAAUUUUUUCUCUCCAAAUUAUCUGUUAGUAAUCAUUGUUAUUUUUUAGCAUUAAUAUUCGAAUGUUAACAAUUUAGUCAGUGGUAUUUCUUUUUCUUUUUUUGUCUAUCAAGUUCUUAGCCAUUAGGGACCCAGUUAAUAGAAUGUUCAAUUUGCAUUUAUCAAAUCAAGGCCAAUGUAUUCGAGUCUGGAUUAUACUACUUUUAGUUGUUGAAAAUUCUAGGCACAAUCAAGUUUCUCCUUGUUAAUUUUAUCACCCUAACAUUCUUGAAUUAUAUUUGGGCUACCAUCGGUAUGGCAUGCCUUUGGGGAGUCAAUUCAUGGGUAUGGCAUGAAAAGAUAAUAUAGAUGAACCCACCGAAACUACUCUUAGAAUCUAUGGCUGCCUUCUUCUUAACCAAGUCGUCUCUCUCUUUCUCUGAAGGUGUUGUUGUUGCUGAAAAAUUAAGAAAGACUCACUGCACUGGAUUAUUAACGAUUUUCUCAUUUAUUGUUAUUGUAGAAGAUGGUUCAGGGGCUGAUUCAGGUUUGGAUUCGGAUUCUGAUUCGGAUGGAGAUAUUGAGGCCAAGUCAAGAGCUAUCGAUGAAGAAAAGCAAAGGGAAGAGGAAGAAGCAAUGGAAGAAAUGCGGUUGAAUAUUAAAGAUGAAUCUGACGAGUUUAGGUUACCUACUAGGAAGGAACUUGAAGAAGAGUCUCAAGGACCUCCUGAUCUUCAGGCAAGAAGGGGCAACAAGGAAAGAUUACGUUGAUCAACUUAAGAAAGGUACUUUCCACUACUCUGCUUAUAAAGGUAUAUAAUUUAUAGUAUUUAACUUCAUCUUUUUCUUCCGUUUUAUACUCUGAGCUCACAGUAUAGCAGUAUUACCCUCUUUUCUUCUUCCUAAAUUUAGGCAUAUUUAAUGGUUUGCUCAAUUAGCAGUUUUGCAGAUUUUAUGUUGGUUGAGAUAGUUGGAAUUUCAAGUAUCUACAGUAAAUUCCAUGCUUUUUUUUUUACACAUUUGCUGGCCAUUGUUUUCAUUUUGUUUUAAUGGGUCAGUUGAAUUCUUUUAGUGUAUCAAACUGUUUUAAGAUACAGGGUAAGAAAGUGGUAGAGGAAUAUAGCUGUAGUCGAAAGAUGGGUGUGGAGAAUUACCAUGUAAUUGAGCUUGUAGGCGAAGGAUCAUUUGGGAAGGUAUACAAGGGAAGGCGCAAGUAUACCGGCCAGGUACAUAUGACAUCCUUUUUCAUUUUUCUAUUAUUUUAUCAUCUUCUUGAUAAAGUAAGGAAAUUGUGUAAUGUCUUACCCAUUUGAGUUUUGAAUGAGCAUUGAUCCUAAAUCUUUUCUGGUUUGGUGCUAUGUUGAAAUUAUGAAAUGGGGGAAAAGUGGUCUCUUUGUUUACUUGAUCAAUUAGGAAAAUUUGGA
Cannabis sativa is the source of this 2229-nucleotide messenger RNA. Its product is annotated as 26S rRNA (cytosine-C(5))-methyltransferase NOP2B-like. The coding region runs from base 1175 to 1576 and encodes 133 amino acids. The transcript has 3 exons. NCBI's taxonomy places the organism in Eukaryota, Viridiplantae, Streptophyta, Magnoliopsida, Rosales, Cannabaceae. The record is from RefSeq and is a predicted model, not a curated record.